Frieseomelitta varia is the source of this 2872-nucleotide messenger RNA. RefSeq names its product ankyrin repeat and death domain-containing protein 1A-like. The transcript is spliced from 14 exons. Gene Ontology annotation, molecular function: transcription cis-regulatory region binding; protein binding. Gene Ontology annotation, cellular component: nucleus. The coding region runs from base 309 to 1964 and encodes 551 amino acids. Lineage: Eukaryota; Metazoa; Arthropoda; Insecta; Hymenoptera; Apidae. Gene Ontology annotation, biological process: positive regulation of transcription by RNA polymerase II; signal transduction. The record is from RefSeq and is a predicted model, not a curated record.
UCGUUGCAACCACCACGUAGCUGCGCUGCCGUCGACCUGAUAAUGGGGUGAGUUGGGGGUGAGACUGGGAUGAUUUGGCCAGUGGCAUGCCGCCCUUCGUGCCAUAAACAUCGUGCAGCUCGCUCGAGACGGGAACGUCGAUGGUAUCAGUUCGUUUCACCUGACUCUCUCAGCCAUUCUUGCGUCUGCAACCACACAACACGGCAGCAUUGUCAGCGACACGCUUCGCUCGAUAAGAACGCAUUUAAUAAGCCCGGCGAUCAAGAGUCAAUAUGUAGAGAGCGAAGAGACGCGCAAGGCAACGAAAAAUGGUGGACAAAGAGGAAAUAACGAAGACGCCCUCGCCGCUCAAUAUCAACGACGCGAUCGAGGGCGAGGUAUUGAAUCAAAAGACUGCUAGGAUACUUAGGAACGAUCUUCUAUUAUACGAAGCUGUGAUAAAAAAUGAAGCGGAUACUGUUCGCAAAGUGCUCAAAGAGACAGUGGACGUCAAUUCCAGGAACAAUUAUGGUCGUGCGCCGAUUCACUGGGCAGCGUCCAGGGGGAACACGGAGAUCAUCGAGAUGUUGAUACAGGCAAAAUGCGACAUCGAGGCCAAAGACAAGUUCGGCAUGCGUCCGUUACACAUGGCGGCGCGUUAUGGGCACAGGGACGCUGUGAAAAUGCUAAUCAACGCCGGGGCAAGCGUGUCGGCUGUAAACAAGAAGCAACACACUCUCUUAAUGUGCGCUGCUCAAGGCAACAACGUUCACGUGGUCGAGUACCUAGCGGAGGCAGUGGAAUCGUUGAACGGAGAUGCAACCGACUGCACCGGUGCAACCGCUCUUCAUCACGCGGCCAGCGCUGGUCACCCGACUAUGAUAACCGCGCUCGCCAACGUGCCAAGAAUCGAACUGAACGCCAGGGAUAAAAAAGGCCAGACGCCGGUGCACUAUGCCUGCACGCAGGAGCAUCUAGAAGCGGUGGAAGUUUUAAUAGGACUGGGAGCGAACGUGGACGCCCAAGACAGCGAGGAAAACACACCCCUUCACGUGGCCACGAGAACGAGGCACACGGCUAUAGCUCAAUUGCUGUUAAGAACCGGGGCGAACACGGAAUUAACCGACGAGAUGGGCUUCACUCCGCUUCACGUGGCUGCCAGUCAGGGUUGCAAAGGGAUACUAGACUCGAUGAUUCAACACGGCGCCGCACUCAACAAACAAUGCAAGUACGGGAACACGCCUUUGCACUUGGCCUGUCAAAACAACGAGGUUGAAACGGUCGAGAUACUGAUCAAUAAAGGCGUCGAUCUCAACUGCUUGAAUUCGAGAUUACAGUCACCGAUUCACAUUGCCGCGGAAAUGGGACACACGGAUAUAUGCGAGCUCUUGCUGGCGGCAGGUGCGAAUAUCGAGCAACGGGAACAGGGUGGCAAAACGCCACUUUACAUUGCGGCGAGGGGCAGUUUCACAGCUAUCGUCGACAUGAUAAUUAAAACUGCGAGACUGGACUACCCGACGCCGGAGGAUUCGACAUCUGACAAAGAAACUCGGGAUCUCACGCCAGCUAGGAGAAGAUGGCGAGAAGGCUCGGGGGGUGGAAGUAUCUCCAGUAACAAUGGCGCUCUUUCGGAAUACAUUCGAUCGAUUUUGUGGAAGUUGGCGUACAAACAAUUGGGACCCGAAGAUUGGAAGAAAUUGGCGUUACAUUGGGCGUUCACGUACGAUCAGAUUCAAGCAAUCGAGCACCAAUACACUGCUCCUCUUCUAGGUCCCUCGAGUUACAAGGAGCACGGUUUUCGAAUGCUGAUGAUCUGGGCAUCAGGAUUAAGUCCCGAGAUCUCCGUGGGGAAAGAACUUUGCGACGCGCUAUCCGCGGUGGACAAAAAUUCCGUCGCUGAAUCCGUACGAAAGCACAUGGAUCAAGAGAAAGAAGGGAAGACGAAAUUGAACAAACAGCGAUGUCACAAAUGCUCCAUCACUUAAGGACAACGACCGACGAUUCUGUCCGAGUCGGAAGGAAAUUACAAGAAUGGAAGUCGGGGAAAUUCGGAAGAUCUUCAGUAGAAAAUCUUUAGCAAUAUUCGCGGUGUGACAUAUCUGUAGGAACGCCUGGUCUUGCAUUUUUUUACAGCAUGUGUUUCAACAUAGAACCGCGUUUCACAGUGAAAUUACGUUCGCAUAGCGUUCGAAGAGAUGAUCAACGAAGCCUGUUCUACCAGCCAACGAAUUGCUUUCGAUCUAUCGUGAAAUCUAUAUUCGAGUCUUCGAAUCGAAACGGAAACUUUUCACAGUCCACGUCUUUGUUGCCCGUAAGUUGACCGUUCGCACGCAUCUUUUAGGAAAUUCGAACGAUUCAGAAGCGACGUAACUUUCAUUCUUGUUCGUUGGUUAAAUAAACGAUCGACGUACGAAGCCGUCCCGUUUCAUUUGAUCUUUCUUCCGGUACGUCUCAUCAUCCUGUCGCGCGGCAAUGCUACACGAAACUUCAACAACAUGUACAUACACGAACGCAACGCGUAAAAUACAUUUUAGAACAAACGCGAGGAAACGGAGAGAAAUUCUACAGGGCUUUCGAUGUGAUAAAAGAAAGAUAUAGAGAUUAGACAAAGGAAUCUAUCUCGAAACUUUGACUCGUUGUGCAAUUCGAGAAAGACAAUCUACAUAUCCCAGUAUUAUGUACAAUUAAAUAAACGCGUGAUUAAAAGUCUGUAGAUAUUUUUAAGUAGCUGUUCUUCCCCUUUCAAUUGUCAACGACACAUUAUAAUAUUUAUCAAAAUAAUUAUCCACCAAAAGCAAAAUCUAAUUCAUGUUUCUCAAGCAACAUUUUCGAUAUUGGAAAUUAGUAUUGUAAGUUUUACUAAUUUGUCCAUAGUGUAUAUAUUUAACACUAG